GCUUCUGCUGUGAAAAUGGUCGUUCCGUGGCAUCUUUUUGUUUGAACCGUACUUAUUUACUUGAGAUCAUUAGAACAAUGAGUAAAGAACCCUCCUUAAAGUGAUGACAAGGAUUAUCGAUAAGCUUUGCAUCAUACUUUGGGCGUAGAUGAUGCUAUAGCUUCACUCAAUACGUGCUUAACCUUUGUGGUUGUGUUUGCAUGCACAUUACAACAUGCAUUGCAAAAUGAACUCUGUUCUCAGGCAAAGGCUAGUCUUUGUCAUUUUUGCUGUUAUCUUUUUCUGGACAACCUUGCGAAUCUUCUAUUCCAGACAACCCCCUUCACUGACAAGGGUAGAGUUGUCGGAGGAUGGGUCAUCGACAGUCAUUACCUUGCUACCGGUGUUGAUUGAAGUCUAUUACGAAGCAUUAUGUCCAGACUCAAGAAGUUUCCUUCUUACUCAAUUAUUGCCAACAUUUGAAAAGAUUCCAGAGGCUAUGAAUCUUCAAUUAAUUCCAUAUGGAAAGGCCAAGACUACUCCAUCAGGCAAGAGCUACAAAUUUGAAUGUCAACACGGCCCCACUGAAUGCUUGGCUAACAAGGUCCAUGCCUGUGGAAUGAAUAUUAUUUCAAAUCCUGAGACUCGAAUUCAAUAUGCAGCUUGUAUGAUUGCUGACAACUGGAAUCCGGAAUCUGCAGGUUCCAGUUGUGCAAAAAAAUAUGAUAUUGACUGGGAAAGCAUUUGGACUUGUGCCAAAGGAAAUCAAGGUAGUAACCUCUUAGCUCUAUAUGGUAAGAAGACUGACAAAAUUGGCUAUAUAAAUUUUAUUCCAACUAUAGCACUUCAAGGGAGCACUGAAAAUCAGCCAGCAAUACUCAAGAACCUACAAAAGGAAAUAUGUCACUUAUAUAAGGAAGACAAGCCAGAUGGAUGUUCUAAGGUUUCCAAUGAAUGACUUCCGAUAUAAGUUUUAUAAGAUGAUGAAUUUUGCUGUAAUGGAGACUUACAAAGUCGUAUUUGUGGUAUCUCUUUUUCAAGAUACUGCAAAACCUUGUUCAUUUUGGACAGUGUAUGUAUGACUUCUGUUGUAUGCUUGUUACCACAAAGUUUUAACUUCUGAGGGACAUUGUCCAAGAAUUCCAUUUAUUUUUGGAGCAAGCCCUCAUCUCUGGCCAAAGGGUUCUUUCAGUUUGUAACCCAUAAAAUUUCAUUUUAGUCUGUGAUUUUAGUUGAUGUUGUUAAUCUGUAAUGUAUUGACAUUGAACUCAAAAUCUUAUCUAAUGAAGAUUGUAUGGAAUUUAUUGUGUGACGAGAGUAUCUGACAAUAUAAUAUAGAAAUUAUGAAAUGUUUGGUCGUAAGAAGGACAAAAGGCAGCUAUUUUGUGCUUUUUCCCUUUUUUUUUGUUUGAUAAUGGAUUGGUUGUGCCCUUAUGAAACAUAUUGAACAUUGUAUGUCGUAAGAAAAAUUACUGACUCUAAAGCGUAUUUUGCUGUGUCUAUUUUCAAGACUGAUCUCUGCUUAUUGCCAAAAAGUAUUAAGAAACUCCAUGUAUUUUAUACAAAUUCUUAAUAAUUGCUGUAAGUUUCUGCAUUUUGAGGAUCUAAAUUGUCAACCUCUAAAAUUUUCAUUGCUUGAAUGGAAAUAGUGGCUUUGCUGUUUUCACAUGAUUUGUGUUGUGUGUGUAUCAUCUUCAUUCACCUUUAUUUUUCCUCCUUUGAAGUAUUUUGUAAUUUUUUACCACUUCAUAUUUGCAGCAUUGAUAGCAGUGUGUAACAUUAUGGCAUUUAUUUUAUUAUAGAAUAAUAGUACUGAAACAAUAUUUGUCUUGCCUACAACUCUGUACAAGUGUAGAAAAAUUCUCUCAUUUGUUAACAAGUUCUGAACAAUAUUUGAAUCAAGUCAGUCAAUCAAUUCUCUGUUGUAUGUUUUAUUUAAGAAGCUGAUUUUACUUAUGAAGCUUAAAUAUUUAAUCGGAUGGUGUGAUUGAGAGUCAAUACUGUCAUUGAGAUCUGUGAUAACCUUUACUUUUAUUUCCAGAAUUGUAACCAAUACUGAAUCAAUAUGAAGGUAGCUUAGUUAUAGAUCAUGUUAUUUACCUGGUGUUACCACUCAUGCACAACUUGUUGGUUUCAACACACAAGUUUCCUUAAACCAAUAAAAUAUUUUUGUCCCUUGA
This is a messenger RNA of Thrips palmi, 2159 nucleotides long. RefSeq names its product gamma-interferon-inducible lysosomal thiol reductase-like. Gene Ontology annotation, molecular function: oxidoreductase activity, acting on a sulfur group of donors, disulfide as acceptor. The transcript has 6 exons. Bases 215 to 937 code for a protein of 240 amino acids. The record is from RefSeq and is a predicted model, not a curated record. NCBI's taxonomy places the organism in Eukaryota, Metazoa, Arthropoda, Insecta, Thysanoptera, Thripidae.